UCCCGUGUGUCACUUCCUGUGUGUCACUGCGUCUGUGGUCCGGGCUGCAGAGAUGCUGAAUGAAGAAAGACAAGUAACGGCUGGAGUUUGAGACAAAAGGAGGGGGCUGUAUAAUAAUAUCUAGUUAGUAAACAUUCUCCAAACAAAGAAGAUUAAAGGGAUCUACAAGAUGAAGCUUCUGAAGCCGAGCUGGGUCAGCCACAACGGAAAACCAAUAUUUUCCGUCGACAUACAUCCGGAUGGAACAAAGUUUGCGACCGGUGGACAAGGAGAGGAUUCUGGAAAGGUGAUGAUCUGGAACAUGGCCCCCGUCCUGAGAGAGGACGAUGAGAAGAAAGAACACAUCCCAAAGAUGCUUUGCCAAAUGGACAAUCACCUGGCAUGUGUGAACUGCGUGCGCUGGUCUAACAACGGCCUGUACCUGGCAUCUGGGGGAGAUGACAAGCUGGUCAUGGUGUGGAAGCGAGCAGCGUUAAUCGGUCCCAGCACGGUGUUCGGGUCCAGCAAUAAGUUGGCCAACGUGGAGCAAUGGAGGUGUGUCACGAUCCUAAGGAACCAUACUGGAGAUGUGAUGGAUGUGGCCUGGUCUCCUCAUGAUGUGUGGCUGGCGUCCUGCAGCGUGGACAACACCAUUGUCAUCUGGAACGCACGCAAGUUCCCAGAGAUGGUGAGCUGCCUGCGGGGCCACACUGGGCUGGUGAAGGGCCUGACCUGGGACCCGGUGGGGAAGUACAUUGCGUCGCAGGCGGACGACCACAGCCUGAAGGUCUGGCGGACGGUGGACUGGCAGAUGGAGACGGACAUCACCAAACCCUUCAGCGAGUGCGGGGGGACCACCCAUGUCCUGCGUCUGUCCUGGUCUCCAGACGGUCAGUACCUGGUCUCGGCCCACGCCAUGAACAACUCUGGACCCACAGCGCAGAUCGUGGAGCGUGACGGCUGGAGGACCAACAUGGACUUUGUGGGCCACAGGAAGGCUGUCACCGUAGUGAAGUUCAAUCCCAAGAUCUUUAAGAAGAAGCAGAAGAGCAGCAGCUGUCCGUACUGCUGCUGUGCCGUGGGCAGCAAAGACCGGUCCCUCUCCGUCUGGCUGACGUCUCUCAAGCGUCCUUUAGUGGUGAUCCAUGACCUCUUCGAUAAAUCCAUCAUGGAUAUCUCCUGGACUCUUACAGGGCUGGGGAUCCUGGUGUGUUCUAUGGAUGGUACCGUGGCCUAUCUGGACUUCUCUCAGGAUGAGCUGGGUGACCCCCUCAACGAGGACGAGAAGAACACCAUCCACCAGAACAUCUAUGGUAAGAGCCUGGCCAUCACCAGCACGGAGCAGCUCUCCAACACCGUCAUUGAGAACCCAGAGAUGUUGAAGUACCAGCAGGAACGCAGCGCCGCUGCCGCCACUGCCCAGAGCUCCGCCCACGUGGCCGCCGAGCAGGCCACGCCCAAGCUCACCAGUGUGGUCAACGGCGAGUCCCUGGAGGACAUCAGGAAGAACCUUCUGAAGAAGCAAGUGGAGACGAGGACUGCCGACGGGAGGCGACGCAUCACACCCCUCUGUAUAGCGCAGCUGGACACAGGGGACUUCUCGCCCGCCCUCUUCAACAGUGUUCCCAUCAUGCCCGGGGCCGCUGUCCCCAACCAGUUGACCCCCCAGCUGAGCUCUGACUCCAGCCAGGGACAGGCUACCUCCCUGGGGUUGAGGCCACCUCACGACCCCCUGCUUGCAUCCUGUGCCCCCUGCGGCUCCGCCAAGCCCCUGGAGGAGAUCAAGGAAGGAUAUAAGGCAAGUCUCCUGCUUGGCUCUGCCUCUAAGAUAGAACCCAUGAAAGCUCUCGACUCGAGGUUCACCGAGAGGUCAAAGGCCACACCAGGGGUCACCUCCGCCAUCACCUCCAUAACGGGCAUGACACCGCUAGAUGGCAGGUUGAAGGACAGUGUCUCCACCCUGAAGUCUAAAGACGAGUCGAGCAGCGACAGUGAGGACAAGACGGCCAACAUCAACAAGAACCUGUCCUUCACCAAGCGCAAGGCGGAGCUGAUGAUGGAAGGGGGCGAGGUGGUGGAGAAGAGGAAGAAAGGGCGGCCCCGGAAAGACAAGAUGGCUGUCUCUAUGGCACCGCCCUUCCCCCAGGCCACUCCCCCCUCCGACAGAGACACAGGCAGGGUCACCAUGUCUCCUGCUGCCGUUUUAAAACUCCCAACCCCCAGCCUACAGAAGAGCUUCAGCCUCCAGGUGAGUACGGAGCCCUCUGUCUUCCUGGAGGUGGAGAACGAGGUCUCACAGGUUGCUGGUUCGAAGCUCAGCCAGAUCAGAUGUUCCAGAGAUGGGAGAGACUGGGACACACUGCUGCCUUGCUCAAUCCUCACUGCCACUGGCAGCAGUGAUGUCAUCGCUGUGGCGUGCGAGGACAGGAUGUUGUCUGUUUUCUCUUCAUGUGGGCGCCGCCUACUUCCUGCCAUGCAGCUAGCCACGGCCCCCUCUGCCCUGCACUGCUCCGGGCAUUAUGUCAUGGUGCUGACAUCAGGGGGAGCGGUUUUCGUCUGGGACGUCCAGAAGCAGACGGCAACGGUGAAGAACCAAUCGCUGCAGACCAUCAUCCCAGUUGGUGACAUCACCGUCUCCCAGACUCUGCUGACCCAGCAGGGGGUGCCGGUGGUGGCUCUGACCAAUGGGAAGUCCUACUGCUUCAGCUCGGCCCUAGACACAUGGGCUCUGAUAGCAGAUAAAGCCGACUCAUUGGUUCAGUGUGCAGACUUCAGGAGCUGCCUGACUACCCAUGACGCACCUGUUCCUUCUGGACCACUGGCGGUCAUGCAGGGUCGUAACCUCAAUGGGGGUCGUCUGGUCUCCCGUCUCUCCACCGCUCCCCACCAGCUCCAGCAGUCCCUCACCACCUCCUUCCUGGAGUGCCAGCUGGCCUCCGCCCGUGUUCUGCUAUCCCCCCAGGAGUAUCGCUACUGGCUGCUCAUCUAUGCCCGCUUCCUUGUCACAGAGGGUUCUGAGUACCGUCUCCGAGAGCUGUGUAAGGAGCUGCUGGGACCUGUCCACAAAUCAGCUGCUUCCUCCUGGGAGCCCACCACUCUGGGACUCCACAAGCGGGAUCUACUGCGGGAGGUGUUGCCGGUCAUCGGCCAGAACCUCCGCUUCCAGAGAAUCUUCACAGAGUACCAGGACCAGCUGGAGCUGGUCCGAAGCAAAUGACACGCACAAACACGUGCAGACACACGCCCACACACCAAGGACUAUGUGUGGACUGACUCGAUCAAUGAGACACGGCCGGAGUGAAGCAUUUUUUCAAUUCAAACUUUUAUGAGUUCCUGGUUUCCCGAGGAGGAUGGUGGGAGGAUGAGGAGGAGACCCGACGAUGAGGACUAAAGGAGCACUUUGUUUAGCUAUCUCUAUGUGCCACCUGGAGAGAUUCAAAGUGCACUUAAAGCUGUUGUUGAGUUCUUCUUAAAUUCACUGUAUGCCAUAUCAUCGUCACGCUGAAGAACACGUCUGUCUACUGCUUGGCCACGCCUCUGCGUAUGACAUCUCCCCAGAAUCAUUCUGGGAGUAGUAGACCAAGAAAUAAGGAUUCCCUCCUCUAGUCCCGACCAGCUGGCUCUGAUGAUGUUUCCUCCUCCACCUUGCAGGUGUAGUCUGGCUUCGCCUGGACUCUGACCUUUAACCUCUGAGCUCCGACCCUAUGGAGCGGUUGUCAGUGUUCAUAUUACUGUUUCUUAGGAUAACACAAAGAUGUUAACUGAUCAGGGCAAUAUAUUGAUAAAAGAAAAUCCUCAGAUUUCCUUUUUGCACAAUGCACAUACAGGCACUAAAGUACAGCUGCCUAUGGUACUGUUUGGUGAAGAGAUGGAACACAAUGUCAGAGACAGACGGACGGAGGGUCAGACUGCUACACAGCCAAGGUUUGGGCUGAGGUGGACGGCCUUUGUUCUUUCUUACUAAUUUCUUAGUGUUAAAAUAAGGGGGGGAAUUAAAAAAUAAAUGUUGCUGAAAUUG
Molecule: messenger RNA, 3997 nt
Organism: Gadus macrocephalus (Pacific cod)
Lineage: Eukaryota; Metazoa; Chordata; Actinopteri; Gadiformes; Gadidae
Product: protein HIRA
Exons: 24
Coding region: 170-3196 (1008 amino acids)
Biological process (GO): regulation of DNA-templated transcription; DNA-templated transcription; chromatin remodeling
Cellular component (GO): nucleus; HIR complex
Molecular function (GO): protein binding; nucleosome binding
Source: RefSeq, a predicted model, not a curated record